Molecule: messenger RNA, 674 nt
Organism: Aspergillus alliaceus
Lineage: Eukaryota; Fungi; Ascomycota; Eurotiomycetes; Eurotiales; Aspergillaceae
Exons: 1
Coding region: 138-536 (132 amino acids)
Source: RefSeq, a predicted model, not a curated record
AAGAACAAGUUACAUAAAGAGUACAAGGACCAUCAGGAAUGUAAUUCAGAAUUUCAUUAAACCAGAAUCCAAUAUACCGGCUACCUGGCUAUUCUUCUCUUUUCAUACAGCAGCUAGCAAUUUUUCAUCUAUCAGUUAUGUCUUACAACGUAUACACAGCCGAAUAUGCUGGCAAGCCAAAUUAUGUUGCAAUUUAUAUCGAAACCAAACCUAAUGCGUUGCAAGUCGCUGAUAGGGGACGCCUUUAUCAUGUGACUGGAAACAUCCUCCAAGGCAUGAAAUAUGACCCUCGAGACUCCAGGGAUCCUAUAGAGUCAGCCUCAUUCGUGCCGGGUACGAAGAUAAAGAUCAGAACCAUCGCCAAAGGGGAUUUGGCCAGAUUUGAAACAGAGUGUUGUAAAGCUGUCCCUCCACCACCGGCCCAGAUGACACUAGGUGGCAAACGUUUGGAUCCGUCUAAGCCGCUUUAUCGUUGUGGGGAAUGGAUUCAGGACGUUAAGAAGCUGACCUUUGAGAAAGGAAUUUUCAAGCCCUAAUGAAAUUGUGAGUUCUCUAACAUUGUCUUCCGGAUGUUUUGCUUAUCCUUGACAAACUGUUCAUGUAGGACAUUUCUCUCUUUGAGACAACUCUGAUGAUUGCAAGUCAUUUAGGUGUCCAACAGAUAAUUGUCAGAA